CUCGCCCACCGUGGACCAGGGUCCGGCAAUGGGCCGGCUGAGGUCGGCCGGGCUGCUGCCGCUGCCGGCCCCGCAGCCCACCGACCUGCCCAAGCAGCUGCCGCCCAUGACCGGCGACGUCGCCGACGAGGCCGCCCACGCGCAGCACCAGUUCAUCGAGCUCUGCAACAACAUGAACGGCAUGGGCGGCAUCAACGGCUACGAUCUGCCCGGACUGGGGCUGCUCGACAUCACCCGUCUCACCGCCCUGCCCGUCGGCCAGUUCGCCGACUUUUACGCCGCCGCCCAGCACACCCAUGACCCAGAAGCCACGCUCUGCCGGCCCGGUGAGCUCUCGCUGAAGAUGGCCACCCACCACCCGAAGCUACACGUGCGGCACGACCCAUACGGCCGCGUCCUCAUGAAGACGUCCUAAGCACCGCGCCACAGCGCCUCAUUGUCCGUCUACGAGCCGAGCGUGGCGCGGGCGUGGCGGCUCCACCGAUUUCAAAACUCGCGUCCGUGGCGUGCCGGGGACGCCACGCGUCAAACUGAACACGUGGCACGUGCGUCAGCCGAAGGCGAGGACGCGCGCCGCCAGUUUUGGACGCGUGACGCGUGUAAGUGCGGGAACGGUGUCGCGGACGCGCUUCGUCCGGCGUGGACACGUGGCACGUGCCCGCGUGGAGACGUCAUGGAGACCAGAGAGCUGCAGCCCUGGACACGUGGCACGUGCACGCGUGGAGACGUCAUGGAGACCGGAGAGCUGCAGUCCUGGACACGCGGCACAUGCACGCAUGGAGACGUCAUGGAGAGUGGAGAGCUGCAGUCUUGGACACGUGGCACGUGUAAGUGUGGAGCAGUGGAGAGGCGCACGAAGGGUAGUCGUUGUUUUGUACCUGUGAUAUACAGUGUAGAAUCUGUCCGAGCCCGAAAUAAAUCAGCACGUAGUGGUAGCCUCACCAAA
This is a messenger RNA of Pollicipes pollicipes, 946 nucleotides long. RefSeq lists its product as uncharacterized. The transcript has 4 exons. Lineage: Eukaryota; Metazoa; Arthropoda; Thecostraca; Pollicipedomorpha; Pollicipedidae. The coding region runs from base 29 to 415 and encodes 128 amino acids. The record is from RefSeq and is a predicted model, not a curated record.